Molecule: messenger RNA, 1215 nt
Organism: Fusarium poae
Lineage: Eukaryota; Fungi; Ascomycota; Sordariomycetes; Hypocreales; Nectriaceae
Exons: 2
Coding region: 1-1215 (404 amino acids)
Biological process (GO): protein phosphorylation; maturation of SSU-rRNA
Cellular component (GO): preribosome, small subunit precursor; nucleus; cytosol
Molecular function (GO): protein serine/threonine kinase activity; ATP binding
Source: RefSeq, a predicted model, not a curated record
AUGAAAUUAGACACAAAAGCCAUGCGCUACCUCACCGAUGAGGAUUGGCGAGUUUUGACUGCUGCUGAGAUGGGAAGCAAAAACCACGAACUCGUACCCACGUCCUUGAUCGAGAAACUUGCACGCCUCCGUGGCGGUGCUGGUAGUGUUCACAGAAGCAUCUCAGCCCUUGCAAAGGUUGGCCUUAUUGCGCGUGUCAAGGAAGCAAAGUACGACGGUUACCGACUCACAUAUGGUGGUCUCGACUAUCUCGCCCUCCACACUUAUGCCAAACGAAACGACGUCUACAGUGUAGGAGAUCGGGUUGGUGUGGGCAAAGAAAGUGACAUCAUGAUCGUGGCAGACCACACAGGCACGCAGCGAAUCCUCAAGAUCCAUCGACUCGGCCGUAUUUCUUUCCGAUCCGUUAAAUCGAACCGAGACUACCUCAAAAAGCGACAAUCCGGAUCAUGGAUGUAUCUAUCCAGGCUAGCAGCUAUGAAGGAAUUUGCCUUCAUGAAGGCUCUGCGCGAAGAGGGCUUUCCUGUCCCUGAACCUUUUGCACAAUCUCGCCACACAAUCGUCAUGUCGUUAAUAGACGCAUUUCCUCUUCGACAGAUCGCCGAGGUCCCUGACCCAGCAUCCCUGUACGGUGAUCUAAUUGCGCUCAUACUACGACUUGCCAAGCAUGGAUUGAUUCAUGGUGAUUUCAACGAAUUCAAUAUCUUGAUCAAGGAGAACAGAACAAAAUCUGAAGAAGGCGAGGAGACCCUGACACUUGAGCCCGUCGUGAUCGAUUUCCCUCAGAUGGUUUCCAUGGAACAUCAAAACGCUGAAAUGUAUUUUGAUCGGGACGUCAACUGUGUUAAACGCUUUUUUGAACGCAGAUUCCACUUUGUGCCAACAGAGCCUGGUCCUUUCUUCAAACACGCAAAGAAAGCAAUGACCAAGGAGGGCCUCAAAAGACUUGAUGCCACAGUUGAAGCUUCUGGUUUCACAAAGAAGAUGUUGAAAGAUCUCGAGGCUGCUAUUAAGGAAAAGGUGGAUAAAACUACUCCACAAAGUGAAGAUGAGGAUGAUGAGGACGACGACGAAGACGAAGAUGAGGAGAGCGAGGAUGAGGGUAAGUCGGAAGACUCCAAAGAUGUCCAAACAUCUGGUGGCCUGCUCGGCGAUGAUGUCAUGAACUCUAAGGACGAUCCAGUUGAAGAGAGCAUGUCAAAAUUGGCAGUUUAG